AGAGAGAGAGUUGGAGGGAGGCGCGUGCGCGUAGAGGUCAGUCUCCGUGUGUUGAGGAGGCGGCCGCGUGCGCGCUCGCGCGCGAUGUCGUCAAGUGCCAACGGUCGUUCUGUGGCUUUUUAGCGUGUUUAGCUUCGCCAUUCACAUGAAACCGCUGUUGUUGGAGUUUCGGGAAAGUCGCGUCCAUGCUGUUUAGCGGCUGAUUUUAACGCGACAUGGAGGCUUUUCCUUCUGAAAGCGAAAGGAUGGAGGCUUGGCUCGACGACAACCUGGAUUUCGCUCACUCGUACUUCGUGAGAAAAGCGAACCGGGAAAUGGUCAAUGCGUGGUUCGCUGAGCGUGUACAUUCCAUCCAGCCAUCCCGCGAAGUGUCCAAGACACUUACAGACAGCUCGAAAGCUCAUCCGGAAGCAAGCGCCCUGACCGCUUCAGGCUCCACAGAGACUCCUUCACCCAGUCCUGUUCCUUCUACACCCACACGCAAGAUCUCUGCAUCCGAGUUCGAUCGGCCGCUACGGCCUAUCGUGGUGAAGGACGCAGAGGGCUCGCUCACGUUCCUCAGCGACGCAGAACGGGUGCCCAUGCCACCUCCGGCUCCUUCUCACAAGCUGGAGCGCACAGGGGGGGACCGUUGCGCCCGUCUUCUCGAGCUUGUGCGUGAUGUGUCCAGCCACUUAGACCUGACAGCGCUCUGCCACCGCAUCUUUUUACACACACACGAGCUAAUCGCAGCUGACCGCUACUCGCUGUUCUUGGUGUGUGAGGACAGCUCCAACCGAAAGUUCCUGGUCAGCCGGCUGUUUGAUGUUGCUGAAGGCUCCACACUUGAGGAAGCAUCCAACAGUGGCAUCCGCCUGGAGUGGAACAAAGGCAUUGUGGGACACGUGGCAGCCACGGGCCAGCCGCUGAACAUUAAGAAUGCCUAUGAGGAUCCUCGAUUCAAUGCAGAGGUGGACCAGAUCACAGGCUACAAGACACAGAGCAUCCUGUGUAUGCCCAUAAAAAAUCACAGAGAUGAGGUUGUUGGUGUGGCACAGGCAAUCAAUAAGAGGUGUGGCGAGAACAGCACCUUCACAGAACAAGAUGAGAAGGACUUUUCCUCCUACUUGGCUUUCUCUGGGAUUGUUCUACAUAAUGCACAACUCUAUGAGACAUCACAGCUUGAGAACAAGAGGAAUCGGGUGUUGUUAGAUCUGGCCAGUCUUAUUUUCGAAGAACAACAGUCUUUGGAAGUCCUGCUGAGGAAGAUCGCAGCCACCAUCUUGUCUUUCAUGCAAGCUCAGGAAUGCACUAUAUUCAUUUCUGAUGCUGACACAUCGAAUGCUUUCUCCAGUGUGUUCCAUAUGGAGUAUGAAGAGCUAGCUGGAUCUGUGGAUUUCCCUAACAGAGACAGUGAUGUAAGUAAGAUCAACUACAUGUAUGCUCAGUAUGUGAAGAACACCAUGGAGGCACUGAACAUUCCUGAUGUCACAAACCUGAUGUCUGAUCAGAGAUUCCCUUGGACUAGUGAGAACCCAGACUCCCCAACCUACCAUGUGAAGAGUUUGUUGUGCACACCAAUCAGGAAUGGAAAGAAGGAUAAAGUUAUAGGCGUUUGCCAGUUGGUCAACAAGAUGGAUGAAUCUACGGGUGAGGUGAAGGCCUUUAAUCGGAACGAUGAGCAGUUUCUGGAGGCCUUUGCCAUCUUUUGCGGGCUUGGCAUCCAGAACACUCAGAUGUACGAGACUGUGGAGAGGGCCAUGGCCAAGCAGGAAGUCACCCUUGAGGUUCUCUCUUAUCAUGCCUCCGCUGGGGAGGAGGAGACGCGGGCGCUCGAGGUAACUGCGGCAGCCACUAUUCCCUCAGCUCAGUCUCUGAGGCUACUAGAGUUCAGCUUCAGUGACUUUGACCUGUCUGACGCUGAGACCACCCAGGCCACUAUCCGCAUGUUUGUGGACCUCAAGCUUGUGCAGAACUUUCAGAUGAAGUACAAGAGCUUGUGUCAAUGGAUCCUGAGUGUGAAGAAGAACUACAGAAAGAAUGUGGCCUACCAUAACUGGCGGCAUGCCUUCAACACGUCUCAGUGCAUGUUUGCCAUACUCAAAUCUGGGAGGUUACAGAACAAUCUAAGUGAUUUGGAGAUACUGGCCCUGAUGAUUGCGACUCUGUGUCAUGAUUUGGACCAUAGAGGUGUCAACAACUCAUAUAUCAAGAGGAGUGACCAUCCUCUAGCUCAGCUCUACUGCCACUCCAUUAUGGAGCAUCACCACUUUGACCAGUGCCUCAUGAUCCUCAACAGUCCAGGCAGUCAAAUUCUAAGCAGUCUUUCACUGGAUGAGUAUAAAACUACGCUGAAGAUGAUUGAAAAAGCAAUCUUGGCAACUGACCUGGCCCUCUACAUGAAGAAACGAACAGAGUUCUUUGAACUAGCAAAGAACAACCAGUUUAAUUGGGAGGACGAUUGUCACAGAGACUUGCUAAGGUCCAUGCUGAUGACUGCAUGUGAUAUCUCUGCCAUUACCAAACCCUGGCCUGUACAAAAGAGGAUAGCUGAGCUUGUUGCCACAGAAUUCUUUGAGCAAGGGGACAAGGAAAGAGAAGAGCUGAACAUUGAACCUAUUGAUCUGAUGAACAGAGAGAAGCGUGAUAAGAUUCCCAGCAUGCAAGUGUCUUUCAUCGAUGCCAUUUGCACACAGCUGUAUGAGACACUGGCCAGUAUGUCAGAUUUCUGCUCCCCCCUACUGGAAGGCUGCAGGAAGAACAGGCAGAAUUGGAAGCUGCUUGCCGAACAGGCUGAGGAGGCGAGAUUACUGAAUGGAGGACUUUAAAAGGCUCAUCCCAGUCAGCACAAGAUAAAGUUUACCCCUUUCCCUUACCCCCAGGUCCUUCUUCAUACCACAUACCACACACUGAAGCUUUAAGCUACAAAUUAUUUCCAGUCAUGCUAUGAAGAGUUCACCAACCACUAUGGAGUGAAAUGUAAUUUUACCUUUGGGAUGUAGCUGAAUCAUAUUGGUUCCAUGUAGCUUGGGGGGUGAGGGAACACAACACUAAAGCAAUAUGGUCUAUAGUACACACAUAUUCUGAGUCACCUAUGUGUGUUUGUUACUUAAAAAAAAAUCACACAAGCUCUUGUUUCCUGUAAAGAAGAGGAGUGAUAACAGUUACGCUUUAUGUUUGUAUCAGCUUUGGAAGUUAAUAGUUUCUGCCAGUCUACUCACUGAAACUCAUGCUUUCAGGAAUGAGUCUAAUUGGGCAUUUAACAGCGAAUGCUUCACUGAUUGGAUAGGUGUGAGUAAAAUAGCUAUUACUUGCUUGGACCUUUUCAGGUAAUCUUAGAGUAAGGGGGGCUGGUGGGGGGAAAAAAGAUUAUAAUCUUUUUAUAGUCACGCCAAACCCUGCAUAGCGUCUAUGCGAGGACAUUUAUACAAAGUUUUAUUUAUUGUUUUAGUCCCAUGUCAGGGUUUUCUGUAGCUCACUCACUGAAAUGAAGAAGCAGAGGCAUAAAAGAAAAUAAUUUAUUCAUCACUACCGUGCACCGUACAAUUAAGCUAAUAUACUCAGCUUCAAUGGAACACACCCACUUCAGAUAUGUAGAAGAAUGUCAUUUUUUUCCCACAUUGUGUUACUGUUUUCACCUGUCUUUUGUAUAUUUAUUAACUUUAUAUCAUGUUGUGAGAACUUGGUUACUUAUGUGUAACUCUUGCAUAAAAGUAAGGAAGGAAAAAAUAUAUAUUUAAUUGUUCACAAA
Messenger RNA from Pangasianodon hypophthalmus (striped catfish), 3730 nucleotides. RefSeq names its product phosphodiesterase 5A, cGMP-specific, b (gene pde5ab). Gene Ontology annotation, molecular function: 3',5'-cyclic-GMP phosphodiesterase activity; protein binding. The record is from RefSeq and is a predicted model, not a curated record. Gene Ontology annotation, biological process: signal transduction. The transcript has 21 exons. Bases 216 to 2807 code for a protein of 863 amino acids. NCBI's taxonomy places the organism in Eukaryota, Metazoa, Chordata, Actinopteri, Siluriformes, Pangasiidae.